AUGAACACAUCUCAAUCAGCAAUUAAAACGUCAUCAACUAGUGCAAACAACCAUACUUACACGUCGCAUGCUCAACCCCUCUCCUACCAACAAAAGAAGCGAUUAAAACUGGCCAUAUAUAAAAGUAAAUUUCGUCAUCCCUUAGGUUAUGAGAGCAAAACCAUAACGACAAGACAGCCUGCUUCUUCAGAAAUCUGCACUUCGAGACCUAUACAGCAUUCAUCUCCGCCAAAAAGUAGUUCUACUAGAUCAUAUUCAUGGCAACACCAUCACACAUCGUAUUCAAACAAUUCCGAUCAUCAAAGACCAGCCUCACUUCCACCCAUUGUAAAAAACAAAUCAGCAUGCUCUCACCAUCCAACGAAUCCUAAGGCCACCAAAGAAAAACUGAGACCGAUCAGUGCAAAACAAAGGAAAGAAUGGAAUUCUAACUUUGCAAAUUCCGGAUCAGAGAGUGGUGUCAUUCAACAACAUCCAAAAUUGUCCAAGAAAGAACGGAGAGAAAUUGAUCUUUUAUUUGCUCAUCAGCAUAUGGCUUAUUUGAAAGCCUCGAACAUUAUCGCAUCUUUAGAAAAUCCAGAGUUGAAGUUGGAACCGAGAUACUCUUUCACGACAAUGGAAAAUAACAAUCCUACUCAUGAAUACAUUGAGGACGAUUUUGAAGAGGAAAUCAUUGACUGGUAUCACUUUAAUAUUGAAAGACUAACCAAUCAAUACAUGCACAUACCAGAUUUUCCAACUGCAAAAUGUUAUCUUCGAAAGCUUUGGGAUGAAUUAGCCAUCCCUCUGUCGUACCAAGGUGAAUUUGAAAUUGAUCAUUUCCAAAGCGAUAGCAUCACCAACCGAACGUUUUUAUUCUCUGAAAUUACCACCAUAGAAUCAUUUAGAGAUCGUUUAAGGGUGGCUUUAAUUUGGCUUCAUGGAAAGAGUGAGCAAGAAAUUGAGGAAAAUGUCAGCACAUGGACAAGAAUUGUUGAAACAUUUCGAGAAGACUAUCAAUAUCUGUACAAAACGACAUGUUUUUUGUAUAACAAUAGAAAUUUGUUUGCAUUGGUUCCUCAGUCGACUACGAUACACGACAGCUUGUACAACAAUCAAUGA
This is a messenger RNA of Naegleria fowleri, 1101 nucleotides long. RefSeq lists its product as uncharacterized. Lineage: Eukaryota; Heterolobosea; Eutetramitea; Acrasida; Naegleriidae. The record is from RefSeq and is a predicted model, not a curated record. Bases 1 to 1101 code for a protein of 366 amino acids. The transcript has a single exon.